Molecule: messenger RNA, 1292 nt
Organism: Owenia fusiformis
Lineage: Eukaryota; Metazoa; Annelida; Polychaeta; Sabellida; Oweniidae
Source: the annotation of a GenBank genome assembly
AGUUAACAUUCAGGAAUGUUUAUAGUUUGUCAUCGUUUCGGACUUUAAAGAGCGAUAAUUGAUCCACAGAAGACAUCUGGGCUAUGUCUUAUUGAAGGACAAAAUAGAUUAAUGGGGACACAUAAAGAUUAUGGGACAAUUUUCAACAAACAAACACGUGAAAACAAUCCGAUACUCACUGGCAUACGACUAACUCGAUAAAGAAAAUACUGGAAAGUAUCUCUGCAAAAGUGAUUCAGAAAUUAUUUUUGACAUUUAGACCACCCGAGGUCUGCCAAAACUGGCAUCUAUAAACCAAAAUAACUUAAAUAUUUAAAUGGAUUAAUUUAGGAAUGGACACCUCAUUCAAGAUGAAACUCAUAUACUGGGAAUUACACAAUGCAUGGUUAGUAACCAUAGCAUCAAUGCUGCUUAGCAACGGACUUGGAGUAGCAGGGGUGUCGUCUGGUUAUUGCCCGUUUGUGCCCCCGGGAACAGCUGAGUAUUGCAUAGGUAAAGGAAUUGAUACUAAAGGAUGUACAAAUGACACUGAAUGCGAUGAAGGUACAAAGUGUUGUUUUGAGAGUAUAUACAAUUGUAAAACAGUGUGUAGAACAAGCAAAAGACACCAGCCAAGACUUUUGGGAGUGAAACUUACAAUCGAACUCCACCACGAGUUUUCCUUAAUAGCUGACAAGCAGGAAUACUUUGAGUAUAGAUUUCGAAAACAUCUAAAUAAUCAUUACAACCUUUCACAUCGACAAGUGCUAACAUUAGACACAGGGGUCGGGUGUUGCAAAAACACGGAAGUAUCAAUGACAGUUGCGAAGUCAGAGGACAUCACAAAUGAUGACUUUGAAAAUAGAAUAGCAACGCUAAGAUUACAUGUACUUCUGAAGACAUUUCAUUUGCAUUACGAUGGUAGGCGAUGGAAAGGGUUGGCGAUAAGGUCAAAUGACGCUUGGGGAGACGUAUAUUACCCAACUAGUCUCACAACGACGACGUCAACGUCUACAACAAUUACUACAACAUUACCAACAACAACCCCUACAACCUCUACAAUUACAACCACAACACAGAGACCAACCACCUCCAGUCCAACCACAACAAAAGCUUCAACUGAGGAGCCAGCCAAAUUAACAAACAAUACACAAACGGUUCUAGCUCCAGUCGUGAACAGAACCAAUACUGUACAAAGCUCAACAAUUAAAGUCAGGGAAACGAGACCAGAUAUCGCAGGUUCAGGUACACAACUGAAACUACAAUUAUCUACCUUGUUAAUUCCAGUUUUAUCCCUUUUGGUGUAUUUAUAG